Nezara viridula (southern green stink bug) is the source of this 822-nucleotide messenger RNA. The record is from the annotation of a GenBank genome assembly. NCBI's taxonomy places the organism in Eukaryota, Metazoa, Arthropoda, Insecta, Hemiptera, Pentatomidae.
AUGGAGCACGUGGCCGUGGCAGGAAUAGAGCUCCCACCUGGCCUUCCACCGCGGUUGUCUCUGCCUGGCUCUAGGAUCGACGAAUCGAUUGAGGCUGGUUCGUGCCUACACCCUCGUGAUCAUCACUGGAGACCUCCUCUAAUAGCCGCCAGGCGCUCCCAGAUAGCCGGGAUAAACAGACCAUUUUCCCAGGGCCGGCCUAUCGAUGAUUGGCCGGAGACGCCGCGGGCCAGAAGGAGGGACUCCGGGAUGGACCUCUCCUACAUCACCGAGAGGAUCCUGGCGCUCUGGUUCCCUGGCGAGGUGACUGCGGCGGAGUUCAGGGCUGGCCACCAGCAGACCGCGCACAUGCUCCAGUCCAAGCAUGGCUCGGGCUACAUGGUAUUCAACUUAAGCGAGCCGAAGGGCGGCAUGCGGCGGGAGCACUCGCGGGUGAAGGAGUGCGGCUGGCCGCCCGCGCUGGCCCCGCCCUUGGAGCGGCUCUGCUCGGUCUGCAAGGACAUGGACACCUGGCUGGGCGGCGGCAGCUCCAGGGUUGCUGUACUCCAUGUCAGGGGAGAAAGGGAAAGGAUCGGAGUUGUCGUGGCUGCGUACAUGCACUACUCAAGUAUAUGCGGCUCACCAGAGCAGGCUUUGGAUAGGUUCGCCAUGAAGAGGUACCUCGACCACAAGAUCGGAGACUUAGAUUUGCCCUCCAACAAGAGGUGUGACAGUUACGGUAAGCGGAUAGUCCUAUUUCCUCCAGUUCCGCGAGAGCAGCCUCCAGUGGCUCCAGUGGAUGGCCUUGCAACCGCUUUCUCCUUCCCACGGCAGUCCCGGUGA